AUGGGAGGAGUUGGAGAACAAGGGAGGGGAGAGAACAAGGAGAAGGGAGAGACACAAGGGAGGGAGAGGAGAACAAGGGAGGGAGAGGAGAACAAGGGAGUGGAGAGGAGAACAAGGGAGGAGAGGAGAACAGGGAGGGGAGGAGACAGGGAGGAGAGGAGAACAAGGGAGGGAGGAGAGGAGAACAAGGGAGAGGAGAGGAGAACAAGGGAGGGAGAGGAGAACAAGGGAGGGAGAGGAGAACAAGGGAGGAGGAGACAGGGAGGAGAGGAGAACAAGGGAGGGAGAGGAGAACAAGGGAGGGAGAGGAGAAGAAACAAGGGAGGGAGAGGAGAACAAGGGAGGGAGAGGAGAACAAUGGAGGGAGAGGAGACAAGGGAGGGAGAGGAGAACAGAAGAGGAAGGGAGAGGAGAACAAGGGAGAGGGGAGGAGAGAGGAGAACAAGGGAGGGAGAGGAGAACAAGGGAGGGAGAGGAGAACAAGGGAGGGAGAGGAGAAACAAGGGAGGGAGAGGAGAACAAGGGAGGAGAGAGGAGAACAAGGGAGGGAGAGGAGAACAAGGGAGGGAGAGGAGAACAAGGGAGGGAGAGGAGAACAAGGGAGGGAGAGGAGAACAAGGGAGGGAGAGGAGAACAAGGGAGGGAGAGGAGAACAAGGGAGGGAGAGGAACAAUGAGCGAAAUAAAUAAUUUCAAAGAACAAAACGUAAAUGAACAGAGUUGCUUUCAUUCCGCUCCGAUAUCACAUCGGGCUGGGAAGUGCAUGCAUAACGUCUUGUUUUACACCAACACUAAUUGUUUACUGGGAAACUGAAUAAUUGUCCUUUUAUUUGUUUGUUUGUUUGUUUUUCUGACUAUCGUUAUAGUUCAAAAAGAGGGAACAAUCAUGUAGCUAGUGUAAAUGAAAUAAAGAAACAAACGUUUUCAAUCAAAUUAUUUUUUCAGUCUUUACAACGUACUUGUGAACAAGCUUUUACUUGAACGGAUGAUGAUCCGUUGUUGUGUCUCCACCAGUGAUUUAUAUAUACACUAGAUGACCGGUAGGGGGCGCUGUGUCGAUGCCGCCGUGCCUCCAUCUUGGCGCUCCCCCCACCGUUAUAAAAAGUAUUUUAGAAAUGCAUUUAUUAACGUCUACAUUCGUCUUUGCCACAUUUAUUCUAUUGCAGACACCUUAAUGCAUACUUUUAAAUUACGGGGGCCAGUAUGAAAAAUUGUAUGCACUAACUGUAAGUCGCUCUGGAUAAGAGCGUCUGCUAAAUGACUAGCAUGUAAAUGUAAAUGUAAAUAUUAUGUGAGCUAAACAUACAAAUAAAAAAAUAAAGCAUAUAAAAGCAUUUUCUUUCAAGUAUAUAUAUUUUUUAAAUUACUAAUGUUACUGUCCCCGCUACAACAACAAAAAUACUUAAAUACACGUAAUUUUGUCCUUGAAACAUUUAAUUGAAAUACUGGAGAAUUCCAUUCAUUCCUAUGGAGGACUGCUUCUACUGGGGGAUUGCCAAAAUGGCCGACCAGUGGCUUCAAAGCCUGUCAAUAGAGUACCACAUUAUGAGUCAUAAUCAGUGGCGACCCAUCAUUCAGGGCAGGUUGGGCAGGCCUGUUUUGCGUGUUAUUUUGGAACGAAUACGUGUCACAUCAUUGAGUUAAUAAAGCCACAUACAAACAUGGUCUCUUUUUUUGCUUUCUUGAGUAAGGCAGCUCCAAAAUGCAGGUGUUUCAGCCUAGCUCAGUGCUUUCUGUGGUGGUGGUGGGGCAGCCAGCGGAACAUACGGAGCGUAGGGGUUGGUAAUGUUCUCUAGUUGCGCCGUGAUUGGCUCAGUGUUCUGUCACUCGUGGGGACACUACAUCACCGCAAAAUCUACAGGGAGAGCUAGAAAAUUCAAGCCCCUUGGGUACUGCCAGAGUUAGUGCCCAUCCAAGAAGGCCCAAGGUCAUUGGCCACAGAUAAAAUGACAUCAAAUCACGUUAUAUCUACGGUAGCUUUGAUUGGAUUUAAUCAUGUCAACAUCAUACUUUCAAAAUCUUAGCUAGCAAGCUAGACAAGCAGUCAUCAUCAUGAAUCACGUCGACAAUCUACUGGCAAAUAUUUUUCAAUCCUUGUCAUAUGAAGAGAAAUUAUAGAUAAAACGUAUCGGUGCUCAUCGGCCAUUGGACAUAAACAUUACACAAGUUGGAAAUCGCAAAUUCAACAAUGAGUGGUUUGGAAGGAAUCAGUGGCUAACUGCAAGUGUUGCAAAGCAAUCACUAGCCUGCUUUGCAAGUCUGGGUUUAAGGGUCUUUUUCCAAGCUUGAAAGGAUAAACAUUCAACAAGGGCCAGAAACGGUUGAAUACAUUGGCCAUGCUGUCAAUCCAGCAUGACUUCUGCCGCGUUCAAAACAACUGGAAACUCGGAACUGGGAAAUCUCAGACUUCAGUGAGUUCAAGACAACUGGGAACUCUGAAAAAAACUAGGUCCGACAGGGAAAAUAAGUUUUGAACGGUCAUCCAACUCAGAAGGAACUCGGGCCUCUUUCUAGAGCUCCGACCUGAAGAUCACUGACGUCAUGAUUCGACCUUGUUUUUCCCAGUUGUCUUGAAAGCACCAUAAAUCCAGAGAAUGCCAGACUUUGAUGACAAAGGACACAAGGACCACUGCGCCACCUUCCUGUUCAAGUGAGCUCAGCACAACAAGGUGAGUCCCAAAAUGUAUUGUAUGCUGCUGCUUAAAUGAUGUAAUAUGCCAGGGAGAUAUGUAUACUGUAGCUAAGAAAGUAAUACUGAGUGUAUGUUGUGUAGUAAGCUUUUAGUAAACCAUGAGCCUCACCCUAAUAAUUUGGUCCCUUUCCCCCUCAUAAUUUAGCCUACUGUUCUGACUUGGAGGUGCAUAUGUAGCCUAUAACCUGUUUUAGAGAAUCAUCAAAUAUUUUAAGAGCUUUCAUUGUCUGCUUAUAUGCCCCCUUUAUUUAUCCUAUGGUUCUGACUUGGUGUACAGGGAGAACACUGUAAGAACGGCCCAUGUUCUGAAUUUUGUCGCUGUACAUUUCAAAAGUGCUGAAAAAAUAGUUAUAUUGACUACGUCCGUCCUAGCUCAUUCAUCUAGUCUAGUCGAACAACUAGCGUUAUAUUGACUACGUCCGUCGUAGCUCGCUCAUUAAUGUCUUAAUUGCCUCUUAUCCUUAGUUUUUUUUUAAGGCCAGGUGUGAAAAGGGCAGUGUGGAAUGCAAUAGAGAUUGCAUCAUCUGUGGAUCUGUUGGGGCAGUAUGCAAAUUGGAGUGGGUCUAGGGUUUCUGGGAUAAUGGUGUUGAUGUGAGCCAUGACCAGCCUUUCAAAGCAUUUCAUGGCUACAGACGUGAGUACUACGGGUCGGUAGUCAUUUAGGCAGGUUACCUUAUUGUUCUUGGGCACAGGGACUAUGGUGGUCUGCUUGAAACAUGCUGUAAGUAAGCAUUUCACUGUAAUGUCUGCACCUGUUGUAUUCGGCGCAUGUGACCAAUAAAAUUUGAUUUGAUUUGGUAUUACAGACUCAGUCAGUGAAGACACUUGAAAAUGUCAGUGAAGACACUUGCCAGUUGGUCAGCGCAUGCUCGGAGUACACGUCCUGGUAAUCCGUCUGGCCCUGCGACCUUGUGAAUGUUGACCUGUUUAAAGGCCUUACUCACACCGGCUACGGAGAGCGUGAUCACACAGUCGUCCGGAACAGCUGAUGCUCUCAUGCAUGCUUCAGUGUUGCUUGCCUCGAAGCGAGCACUUCACAUGUUCCUUCAUAUUUUUGUUCAGUAAUACAUCAUUGGUCUCCACCGAUGGACUCAAUCUCUUUGCUGUGGCUUGUGGAAAAGUUAUUCAAUCAUAUGUGAGCUGGUGUAUAUCAUUUAGCAGACGCUCUUCUCCAGAGCGACUUAAAAAUAGCGAGUACCUACAUUUUCGUACUGGUCCCGAACUCACAACCCUGGCGUUGCAAGCGUCAUGCUAUACCAACUGAGCCACACUGAAUCCUAUAAAUAUGGCAUAUCAAGAUAAUAUUUCACGUUUAGCUGCCCCCCUUUGUUGUACCGUUCUACAUAAAUUGGCCACGUUUUAUUUAGCAGUGUUUCUUCAUCCUUUUUAUAAUUGGUGCCAAAAUAAACUGCGGAAUAAGUGUAGGAGCGAAUGAAUUAAUCUAAAUCUUCCUUUCAGCCAAUCGGAAACAAGACAUAGCCUAAAUCCCUCCCACCUCCGUGAAUGCGGAAGUUAGAAACACAAACAACAACAACCUCUAGUUGUUCGAUUUCUCUCCAAAAGUUGGAUUUAUAUUUCUCAGAGCCAUAUCGAAAUCAGGUGGGUUAUCACUUACAAAUCGUUUCCAUUACAGCUGAAAGAUUAAUCAUACACGUUUUGAUGGAAUGCAAAAACGUGUGAUCUGGCUAACUCGCUAGCUAGCUAGGUAACAAUUCGGAGCUAAUAGCUACCUAGCUUGCUAGGUUUAGUUUGCCAGGAGAGUUAUAAUAAUAAUAAUAAUAUGCCAUUUAGCAGACGCUUUUAUCCAAAGCGACUUACAGUCAUGCGUGCAUACAUUUUUUUUUGUGUAUGGGUGGUCCCGGGGAUCGAACCCACUACCUUGGCGUUACAAGCGCCGUGCUCUACCAGCUGAGCUACAGAGGACCACAGUUACGUGAUGAUUUGCUAAUCGGGAGAAACGAAUAACUAAUAUAGCUAGCUAGGUAUCGAAUAGCGGUUUUUAUUAUAGCUAGGGUUUGAUGUCGCAUCUUCUUUAAUUGGAUGACUGAAAUAUAGGACAUUGACACUGCAGUCAGUUGCCUGGAAACCCGACAUUGAAUUGCAUUGCACUCUGUCAGGCAGAAAUGAGCGUUUGAAUAAGGAAACUUUCCUCUCUAACUCUACAAGCCAAAAUGUUGAAUACAAUUAUAAAAAUUAUUUUAAAAAAUACAUGCAGGAGAGUGCAUGCAUAAUUGCCGAGCUCAGGUAAGUGUUUACAUGGUUUUGUACAUGUUUCAGGUGAUAGAAGUCUGAAUGCACUACUAGCGCUUUGAAAAUGUGAUGUAAUUAUACUUUCUUGUGGAUAUAUUGUCUCACAUUCCUACUGCCAAAGGGACCAACCACAUGGACAACCUGUAAAGAAGUUUAAAAUAUAAUUGUAUUCAACAUUCUGGCUGAGUCCAUAUGGUUGUUUUAGUCAACUAGGUUGAUUCAAAUCCUCAUUUUUUUUUUCCAGAGUUGUGUUUCCAGGCAAUGCAGUCAGGUGACAUUCAGGUGAGGCGAGAGCUAGGGCUGUGGUGGUCACGACAUUUCAUCAGCUGGUGAUUGGUCAAGCAAAUAACUGUUGGUCUCACGGUAAUUGACCGUUCAUUAACAUAAACACAUUGAACAUCUCCUGGCUUCGAUACACAGCCUACAAGCCACAGACCACGUUCCAGGUCGUCUUUAUUUCAAGCGUGUUUCACAGAUGGGCAGAUCUCACAAAGUCAGGGGAAUUUCUCAGAAACCAGCGAACCACACCAAUGAUAUGUCUUGAGAUCUUGAGACGAGGCCUUCAUUCCUGGAAUAAAUAAGUGUACCAAUGCAUCACCAGGGUUUCCAACGUGGGGCAAGACACAUCAUGGGAUUUGACCAAUGGUCUGAAAACCAACCAUUUCUGUUCCUAGGGCAGAGCAUCAAUACAUCACACCCAAAAGUGAGAAAAAUAACUAUUGUUGAACUGUGCAUCCCAUUGAAAAUGAGGUUGCAUGAUGAUACAUAAUGGUUCAAUAUUAUGCACAUUGUUAAGGCCAGUUAUACAUGGUUAAUAGAGGUAGUGGCUCACUAUUUGGCAAGCACUGACUGGCUAUCGCACUAGUUUGACCAAUUUGUUAUAAUCCAUGUAUUAGUGGUUUAUAAUGCAUUUACAAAUGAUUAAAUAACCGUUAAAGUAAUUACAAACCCUUUUAUAAACCUUUUACAAAUGGAACCUUCAUGUAAAGUGUUAACCAUAUGCCUAUUCACCAAACAGAUGUGGUGGCCGUAAUUAAUCACUAAACAGACAAUAGACGUGAAAUCAUAAAAUGACACAAACUGUGUAGGACAUCAAUAAAUACUUCGUAAUAACAAACAAGUGGCGGAGUUGUCCUUCAGGGCAGACUAGUGCCACGACAACGAGUGUGUGUGUGUGUGUUUAUGGGGGGUUGUUGGAAGAGAGACUCGAGCGUAUGACUCUGUUUGUCUGUUGAACUGAACGGUAGCAGGUAGUGAUUAGACUCUGCUCUUACUGUGUUGUCUCUGUUGAAGGGCAGAGCAGUGCCACCCACCAGUGCCAUGGCUGGCAUCACUAUCCGGAGGUUUGAGGAAGACGAUAAGGAGUCCGUGAAGGAGAUCUUCACCAUGGGGAUGAGCGAGCACGUCCCCUCCUCCUUCAUGCACCUCCUCAAACGGCCCCUGACCCAGAUGAUCCUGAUGGUCACGUUCUGCGCCCUGCUGGCCAGCUCCAAGUCCAUCCUGCUGCCUGUAGUAGCGGUCACUCUCCUCCUGGCCGGGGCCAAGCAGCUGGUGGGCUACCUCUUCAACAGCUACAUCGACACCUCCCUUAAGAAGGACCUCAACCACAUCCAGGAGACCUACCUGGAGAACAAGGACUCGUGUUUCUGGGUGGCUGAGAGCGACGGCCGGGUGGUGGGUUCGGUGGCCUGCCUGCCCGCGGAGAGGGAACCAGGCUACAUGGAGCUGAAGAGGUUGUCUGUACGCCGGACACACCGGGGUAUGGGCAUCGCCAAGGCCCUCAGCAGGACAGUGGCAGACUUCAGCAGGGAGAGAGGCUUCCCUGCUGUCAUCCUCUACACGUCUGUAGUGCAGACUGAUGCACAGAGGCUGUAUGAGAACAUGGGCUACACACGGAUCAGAGAGUUCGUCAUCCCUGAGCCCAUCGCCAAAAUCACCAACUUUACUCUGAUAGAGUACAGACUGGACUUACUGCAGGGGGGGAAAUAGAAGAACUGGAUUUACUGCAGGGGGGGGAAUAGGAGGAGGACUAGACUUACUGCAGGGGGGGGAAUAGGAGGAGGACUAGACUUACUGCAGGGGGGGAAUAGGAGGAGGACUAGACUUACUGCAGGGGGGGAAAUAGGAGGAAGACUUACUGCAGGGGGGGGAAUAGGAGGAGGACUAGACUUACUGCAGGGGGGAAUAGGAGGAGGACUAGACUUACUGCAGGGGGAAUAGGAGGAGGACUAGACUUACUGCAGGGGGGAAUAGGAGGAGGACUAGACUUACUGCAGGGGGAAUAGGAGGAGGACUAGACUUACUGCAGGGGGGGAAUAGGAGGAGGACUAGACUUACUGCAGGGGGGGGAAUAGGAGGAGGACUAGACUUACUGCAGGGGGGGAAUAGGAGGAGGAGGACUAGACUUACUGCAGGGGGAAUAGGAGGAGGACUAGACUUACUGCAGGGGGAAUAGGAGGAGGACUAGACUUACUGCAGGGGGGGAAUAGGAGGAGGACUGGACUUACUGCAGGGGGGAAUAGGAGGAGGACUAGACUUACUGCAGGGGGGGGAAUAGGAGGAGGAGGACUAGACUUACUGCUGGGGGGGGUAUAGGAGGAGGAGGACUAGACUUACUGCAGGUGAAAUUGGAAGAGGACUAGACUUACUGCAGGGGGGGAAUAGGAGGAGGACUAGACUUACUGCAGGGGGGGGAAUAGGAGGAGGACUGGACUUACUGCAGGGGGGAAUAGGAGGAGGACUGGACUUACUGCAGGGGGGGAUAGGAGGAGGACUAGACUUACUGCAGGGGGGGAAUAGGAGGAGGACUAGACUUACUGCAGGGGGGAAUAGGAGGAGGACUAGACUUACUGCAGGGGGGAAUAAGAGGAGGACUAGACUUACUGCAGGGGGGAAUAGGAGGAGGACUGGACUUACUGCAGGGGGGGAAUAGGAGGAGGACUAGACUUACUGCAGGGGGGGAAUAGGAGAAGGACUUACUGCAGGUGAAAUUGGAAGAGGACUAGACUUACUGCAGGGGGUAAUAGAAGGAGGACUAGACUUACUGCAGGGGGGAGUAGGAGGAGGACUAGACUUACUGCAGGUGAAAUUGGAAGAGGACUAGACUUACUGCAGGGGGGAAUAGGAGGAGGACUAGACUUACUGCGGGGGGGGAAUAGGAGGAGGACUAGACUUACUGCGGGGGGGGGAUAGGAGGAGGACUGAAAGGACAGUAGGACACAGACAGACACACUGGACAUACAGGGCUCUCACCUUCAUUAUUAUUCACAUCAAACAGAAAAUAUUCAGACGCCUUCCCCUUUUCCACAUUGUGUUACUUUACAGCCUUAUUCUAAAAUGGAUUAAAUAUAUCCUUAAAUCCUCAUCAAUCUACACACAACACUCCAUAAUGACAAAGCCUUAAAUCCUCAUCAAUCUACACACAACACUCCAUAAUGACAAAGCGAAAACAGGGUUUUAUACCUUAUUUACAUAAGUAUUCAGACCCUUUGCUAUGAGACUCAAAAUUGAGCUCCGGUGCAUCCUGUUUCCAUUGAUCUUCCUUGAGAUGUUUCUAAAACUUGAUUGGAGUCCACAUGUGGUAAAUUCAAUUGAUUGGACAUGAUUUGGAAAGGCACACACCUGUCUAUAUAAGGUCCCACAGUUGACAGUGCAUGUCAGAGCAAAAACCAAGCCAUGAUGUCGAAGGAGUUGUCCAUAGAGCUCUGAGACAGGAUUGUGUCGAGACACAGAUCUGGGGAAUGGUACCAAAACAUUUCUGCAGCAUUGAAGGUCCCCAAGAACUCAGAACUCCAUUCUUAAAUGGAAGAUGUUUGGAACCACCAAGACUCUUCCUAGAGCUGGCCGCCCGGCCAAACUGAGCAAUCGGGGGAGAAGGGCCUUGGUCAGGGAGGUGACCAAGAACCUGAUGGUAACUCUGACAAAGCUCCAGAGUUCCUCUGUGGAGAUGGGAGAACCUUCCAGAAGGACAACCAUCUCUGCAGCACUCCACCAAUCAGGCCUUUAUGGUAGAGUGGCCAGACGGAAGCCACUCCUCAGUAAAAGGCACAUUCUGUGGCCUGAAUGCCAAGCGUCACGUCUGGUGGAAACCUGGCACCUUCCCUACGGUGAAGCAUGGUGGUUGCAGCAUCAUGCUGUGGGGAUGUUUUUCAGCGGCAGGGACUGGGAGACUAGUCAGGAUCGAGGGAAAGAUGAACGGCGCAAAGUACAGAGAGAUCCUUGAUGAAAACCUGCUCCAGAGUGCUCAGGACCUCAGACUGGGGUGAAGGUUCACCUUCCAACAGGACAACGACCCUAAGCACACAGCCAAGACAACGCAGGAGUGGCUUCGGGACAAGUCUCUGAAUGUCCUUGAGUUUGCCCAGCCAGAGCCCGGACUUGAACCAGAUCGAACAUCUCCGGAGAGACCUGAAAAUAGCUGUGCAGGAUCCCCAUCCAACCUGACAGAGCUUGAGAGGAUCUGCAGAGAAGAAUGGGAGAAACUCCCCAAAUACAGGUGUGCCAAGCUUGUAGCGUCAUUCCCAAGUAGAAUCGAUGCUGUAAUCGCUGCCAAAGGUGCUUCAACAAAGUAUUGAGUAAAGGGUCUGAAUACUUAUGUAAAUGUGAUAUUUCAGUUUUUUAUUUGUAAUACAUUUGCAAAAAAUAUCUAAAAACCUGUUUUUGCUUUGUCAUUAUGGGGUAUUGUGUGUAGAUUGAUGAGGGUAAAAAACAACAACAAUUUAAUCCAUUUUAGAAUAAGGCUGUAACGUAACAAUGUGGAAAAAGUCAAGGAGUCAAUACUUUCCCAAUGUUCUAGUUUCAUUCCAUCUGCUGGACUGGACAGGGGUCCAGUUUCAUUCCAUCUGCUGUACUGGACAGGGGUCCAGUUCCAUUCCAGCCUGUAUGACUGGAUUCUCGUUGAAUUUGCCUUCGCCAUUGGUUGAUCUGUAGUUGAUGAAUUCUGUUUAUGGUCAUGAACUUCCUCAACACCUGUGCCAGGCAGCACUGAGUGCAAAUGGCACUAAAUUACUGAUAUAAUGGACACUUUAACAGUUGUUUCAUUUAGUAAAUUAAUUAGUGUAAUUUUGUGCAAACUGGACUUUUGUUUUGGCUUAAUGUGUAAAUUAAAGGGUUGAAUCAUUGCUUUCUCGUGCUGUUAUUGGAUAAGCAGGAGGAUGGCUUUCUCUGCCCUCCGUAUUAUAGGCCAAGGUCAAUUCAAAUCUGGAACCAAGUUCCACUGCUAAUCUUCAUUGUCUAAUCAGGACUGGUUUAGACCUGGGACACCAGGUAGAACAGAAAACCAGCAGCAGGAAAACAAGGAGGAUCUUUAUAUAUUUAAAAUGCCUUUAUUGUUACGGUUCAAUGGAACAAAUAUUUAAAAAGUCGGACGCGCUUCAGCAUAAGCCUUCGUCAGGGAGUACCUUUAUCAAAGAGCACCCUUCUAUCUACAAAAAAUCUACUAUUUUGUACCCUAGGAGAGCUUCCCUUCCUUCUGUUUUCUACAAGAAAACCAGCAGUACUUUAGAUUCCAAUACCCCUGCUGUCUGCCUAUGUCAUUCCUUAUCUUUAAAUAUGUUAUUCGUUUCUCUCCAGCCCAGUGUGUUGCUCUAGUCAGCGGUCUUCUCUUCACAGGGGGAUCAGAUGAGAUGGACGGCUAUCGGAUCUGUAGAUACCAGGACGAAGACUACUGCGUGGUCACGGAGGUGUACUCCACAGGGUUCGUUGAGCAACUGGACGCUGUGUGUGUGUGUGUGUGUUCAGGCUCUCGGACAGACCUGGAUACAGCUCACCCUGCUCUGUGCCGGCCAGGUCGAAGGGCGGUACGGUACCUGUCCAACCAGGGGAUCCGGCUAGGCCUUAGGGAGGACCUCCUGGAUAUUAACCUCCUGGAUAUUAACAGCUCCUGUAUGCAGGAGGGACAGGUGGCACAUUCCCAAUUGACAUACAGUGCUUUCAGAAAGUAUUCAGACCCCUUGACUUUUUCCACAUUUUGUUACGUUACAGCCUUAUUCUAAAAUUGAUUACAUUUAGUUUUUUCCUCAUCAAGCUACACACAAUACCCCAUAAUGACAAAGUGAAAACAGGGUUUUAGAAAUUUUUGCAAAUCUAUUCAAAACAAACUGAAAAACCUUAUUUACAUAAGUAUUCAGACCCUUUGCUAUGAAACUCGAAAAUUGAGCUCAGGUGCAUCCUGUUUCCAUUGAUCAUCCUUGAUAUGUUUCGACAACUUGAUUGGAGUCCACCUGUAGUAAAUUCAAUUGAUUGGACAUGAUAUGGAAAGGCACACACCUGUCUAUAUAAGGUCCCACAGUUGACAGUGCAUGUCAGAGCAAAAACCAAGCCAUGAGGUCGAAGGAAUUGUCCGUAAUGCUCAGAGACAGGAUUGUGUCGAGGCACAGAUCUGGGGAAGGGUACCAAAACAUUUCUGAAAAGCAUUGAAGGUCCCCAAGAACACAGUGGCCUCCAUCAUUCUUAAAUGGAAGAUGUUUGGAACCACCAAGACUCUUCCUAGAGCUGGCCACCCAAACUGAGCAAUCGGGGGAGAAGGGCCUUGGUCAGGGAGGUGACCAAGAACCCGAUGGUCACUCUGACAGAGCUCCAGAGUUCCUCUGUGGAGAUGGGAGAACCUUCCAGAAGGACAACCAUUUCUGCAGCACUCCACCAAUCAGGCCUUUAUGGUAGAGUGGCCAGAAAGAAGCCACUCCUCAGUAAAAGGCACAUGACAGCCUGCUUGGAGUUUGCCAAAAGGCACCUAAAGGACUCUGACCAUGAGAAACAAGAUUCUCUGGUCUGAUGAAACCAAGAUUGAACUCUUUGGCCUAAAUGCCAAGCUUCACGUCUGGUGGAAACCUGGCACCAUCCCUAUGGUGAAGCAUGGUGGUGGCAGCAUCAUGCUGUGGGGAUGUUUUUCAGCGGCAGUGACUGGGAGACUAGUCAGGAUCGAGGGAAAGAUGAACGGAGCAAAGUAAAGAGAGAUCCUUGAUGAAAACCUGCUCCAGAGCGCUCAGGACCUCAGACUGGGGUGAAGGUUCACCUUCCAACAGGACAACGACCCUAAGCACACAGCCAAGACAACGCAGGAGUGGCUUCGGGACAAGUCUCUGAAUGUCCUUGAGUUUGCCCAGCCAGAGCCCGGACUUUAACCAGAUCGAACAUCUCCGGAGAGACCUGAAAAUAGCUGUGCAGGAUCCCCAUCCAACCUGACAGAGCUUGAGAGGAUCUGCAGAUAAGAAUGGGAGAAACUCCCCAAAUACAGGUGUGCCAAGCUUGUAGCGACAUACCCAAGAAGACUCGAGGCUGUAAUCGCUGCCAAAGGUGCUUCAACAAAGUACUGAGUAAAGGGUCUGAAUACUUAUGUAAAUGUGAUAUUUCAGUUUUUCUGCUAAAAUUUCUAAAAACCUGUUUUUGCUUUGUCAUUAUGGGGUAUUGUGUGUUGAUUGAUGAGGGGAAAAAACAAUGUAAUCAAUUUUAGAAUAAGGCUGUAACGUAACAAAAUGUGGAAAAAGUCAAGGGGUCUGAAUACUUUCCAAAGGCGCUGUAUGAUGUGAAUAAUAAUGAAGGUGAGAGCCCAGUAACAGAUGGAUGCAUUAAUCAUAGAAGCUAUUGCUACUUGGUGUCUCUAAAAUCAGUGCUAUUGUCAUGUGACAGUUUUUAAAAUUGAUAAGUCCAAAUGUCGGCCUUUUACAUUACAUUUACAUUUACGUCAUUUAGCAGACGCUCUUAUCCAGAGCGACUUACAGUUAGUGAAUACAUAUAUAUAUAUAUAUUUUUUCAUACUGGCCCCCCGUGGGAAUCGAACCCACAACCCUGGCGUUGCAAACGCCAUGCUCUAUCAACUGAGCUACAUCCCUGCCGGCCAUUCCCUCCCCUACCCUGGACGACGCUGGGCCAAUUGUGCGCCGCCCAUGAGUCUCCCGGUCGCGGCCGGCUACGACAGAGCCUGGAUUCGAACCAGGAUCUCUAGUGGCACAGUUAGCACUGCGAUGCAGUGCCUUAGACCACUGCGCCACUCAGGAGACCUCAGGAGACAGCAUUUUACCAGAUACAUUUUGUUCUCCGCAUGAUCUGUUUAUUUUCAUAACUGAUACAAAUUCGAUAUGCUAUAGCCUAUAGAUAAUAUUGUGCCCAUAUGAACACAUGUAUUUUAGGCCAUAUAAAGAACAGCUCUGCAUGAUUUAAUGAAGAGCAGCAAACAGACACAACAUUGUUUCACAUUCUUUAAUAAAAGACUCAGAAACACAAACAGGCAAUAGGCUGUACAGCUGGUUUCAGCUGGGGGGGGGGGGGGACGUCUCCCACCCAGGCUCCUGGGAGCUGAAGAAGAUCUCAGUACAGAGGGAGUUCAGAGGUCAGCACUGUGUCGGAGUUGUAGCAUCUCACGGAAUAGAGGAUGUGGUUCUGUAUACGUUCAAAUCAAAUCAAAUGUUAUUUGUCACAUGCGCCGAAUACAAAACAGGUGUAGACACAUGUGGUCCUCUGUAGCUCAGCUGGUAGAGCACGGCGCUUGGUCUGGUAGUGAUAUAUAUGGAUAUAGUGGUCCUCUGUAGCUCAGCUGGUAGAGCAUGGCGCUUGUAACGCCAGGGUAGUGGGUUCGAUCCCCGGGACCACCCAUACGUUAAAAAAAAUUAUGCACACAUGACUGUAAGUCGCUUUGGAUAAAAGAGUCUGCUAAAUGGCAUAUUAUUAUUAUUAUGAUAUUGUAGACUUUACAGUAAAAUGCUGACUUACGAGCCCUUUACAAUGCAGAGUUAAAAAGUAUGAAGAAUUUGCAAAAAAAAAAAAAAGAUAAGAUAUUGUAACUAAAUAAAAUAAUGAGGCUAUAUACAAGGAGUACCGGUACCAAGUUAAUGUCCAGGGGUACCAGGUAGUUAAGGUCCAGGGGUACCAGGUAGUUAAGGUCCAGGGGUACCAGGUAGUUAUAUACAUGGAGUACCGGUACCAAGUCAAUGUCCAGGGGUACCAGGUAGUUAUAUACAUGGAGUACCGGUACCAAGUUAAUGUCCAGGGGUACCAGGUAGUUAUAUACAAGGAGUACCGGUACCAAGUCAAUGUCCAGGGGUACCAGGUAGUUAUAUACAUGGAGUACCGGUACCAAGUUAAUGUCCAGGGGUACCAGGUAGUUAUAUACAAGGAGUACCGGUACCAGGUAGUUAAGGUCCAGGGGUACCAGGUAGUUAUAUACAUGGAGUACCGGUACCAAGUUAAUGUCCAGGGGUACCAGGUAGUUAUAUACAAGGAGUACCUGUACCAGGUAGUUAAGGUCCAGGGGUACCAGGUAGUUAUAUACAUGGAGUACCGGUACCAAGUUAAUGUCCAGGGGUACCAGGUAGUUAUAUACAAGGAGUACCGGUACCAGGUAGUUAAGGUCCAGGGGUACCAGGUAGUUAUAUACAUGGAGUACCGGUACCAAGUUAAUGUCCAGGGGUACCAGGUAGUUAUAUACAAGGAGAACCGGUACCAGGUAGUUAAGGUCCAGGGGUACCAGGUAGUUAAUGUCCAGGGGUACCAGGUAGUUAUAUACAUGGAGUACCGGUACCAAGUCAAUGUCCAGGGGUACCGGGUAGUUAUAUACAAGGAGUACCGGUACCAGGUAGUUAAGGUCCAGGGGUACCAGGUAGUUAAUGUCCAGGGGUACCAGGUAGUUAUAUACAUGGAGUACCGGUACCAAGUCAAUGUCCAGGGGUACCAGGUAGUUAAUGUCCAGGGGUACCAGGUAGUUAAGGUCCAGGGGUACCAGGUAGUUAAGGUCCAGGGGUACCAGGUAGUUAUAUACAAGGAGAACCGGUACCAGGUAGUUAAGGUCCAGGGGUACCAGGUAGUUAUAUACAAGGAGUACCGGUACCAAGUCAAUGUCUAGGGGUACCAGGUAGUUAAGGUCCAGGGGUACCAGGUAGUUAAUGUCCAGGGGUACCAGGUAGUUAAGGUCCAGGGGUACCAGGUCCAGGGGUACCAGGUAGUUAAUGUCCAGGGGUACCAGGUAGUUAAUGUCCAGGGGUACCAGGUAGUUAAUGUCCAGGGGUACCAGGUAGUUAAGGUCCAGGGGUACCAGGUAGUUAAUGUCCAGGGGUACCAGGUAGUUAAGGUCCAGGGGUACCAGGUAGUUAUAUACAUGGAGUACCGGUACCAAGUCAAUGUCCAGGGGUACCAGGUAGUUAAUGUCCAGGGGUACCAGGUAGUUAAGGUCCAGGGGUACCAGGUAGUUAAGGUCCAGGGGUACCAGGUAGUUAUAUACAAGGAGAACCGGUACCAGGUAGUUAAGGUCCAGGGGUACCAGGUAGUUAUAUACAAGGAGUACCGGUACCAAGUCAAUGUCUAGGGGUACCAGGUAGUUAAGGUCCAGGGGUACCAGGUAGUUAAUGUCCAGGGGUACCAGGUAGUUAAUGUCCAGGGGUACCAGGUAGUUAAUGUCCAGGGGUACCAGGUAGUUAAUGUCCAGGGGUACCAGGUAGUUAAUGUCCAGGGGUACCAGGUAGUUAAGGUCCAGGGGUACCAGGUCCAGGGGUACCAGGUAGUUAAGGUCUACAGGUCUACGAAAAAGUAUUUGCCCCCAAUCAUGGUCUGUGUGUGUGUGUGUAGUGCAUUCGGAAAGUAUUCAGAACCUUUUACAUUUUAGUCAUUUAGCAGACGCUCUUAUCCAGAGCGACUUACAGUUAGUGAGUGCAUACAUUUUCAUACUGGCCCCCCGUGGGAAACGAACCCACAACCCUGGCGUUGCAAGCGCCAUGCUCUACCAACUGAGCUACAGGGGACCAUGUAGCUCAUUUUGUUACGUUACAGCCUUAUUCUAAAAUUGAUUUAAAAUAAAUAAAUAAUAAUAAUACCCCAUAUUGACAAAACAAAAACAGGUUUUUCGAAAUUUUAGCACAUUUAAAUAAAUAAAAAACCCGGAAAGCAAAAAUAGGUUUUUAUAAAUAAAUAAAUCCUGAAAGUAUUCAGAUCCUUUACUCAGUACAUUGUUGAAGCACCUUUGGCAGCGAUUACAGCCUCCAGUCUUCUUGGGUAUGACGCUACAAGCUUGGCACACCUGUAUUUGGGGAGUUUCUCCCAUUCUUCUCUGCAGAUCCUCUCAAGCUCUGUCAGGUUGGAUGGGGAGCAUCGCUGCACAGCUAUUUUCAGGUCUCUCCAGAGAUGUUCGAUCUGGUUCAAGUCCGGGCUCUGGCUGGGCCACUCAAGGACAUUCAGAGACUUGUCCCGAAGCCACUCCUGCAUUGUCUUUGCUGUGUGCUUAGGGUCGUUGUCCUGUUGGAAGGUGAACCUUCGCCCCAGUCUGAGGUCCUGAGCGCUCUGGAGCAGGUUUUCAUCAAGGAUCUCUCUGUACUUUGCUCCGUUCAUCUUUCCCUCGAUCCUGACUAGUCUCCCAGUCCCUGCCGCUGAUAAACAUCCCCACAGCAUGAUGCUGCCACCACCAAGAUUCCUCUAGACGUGACGCUUGGCAUUCAGGCCAAAGAGUUCAAUGUUAUGAGAGUCUUUAGGUGCCUUUUGACAAACUCCAAGCGGGCUGUCAUGUGCCUUUUACUGAGGAGUGGCUUCCUUCUGGCCACUCUACCAUAAAGGCCUGGUUGGUGGAGUGCUGCAGAGAUGGUUGUCCUUCUGGAAGGUUCUCCCAUCUCCACAGAGGAACUCUGGAGCUCUGUCAGAGUUACCAUCAGGUUCUUGGUCACCUCCCUGACCAAGGCCCUUCUCCCCCGAUUGCUCAGUUUGGCCUGGCAAAGCUCUAGGAAGAGUCUUGGUGGUUCCAAACUGUUUCCAUUUAAGAAUGAUGGAGGCCACUGUGUUCUUGGGGACGUUCAAUGCUGCAGACAUUUUUUGGUGCCCUUCCCCAGAUCUGUGCCUCGACACAAUUCUGUCUCGAACCUCUAUGGACAAUUCCUUCGACCUCAUGGCUCGGUUUUUGCUCUGACAUGCACUGUCAACUGUGGGACUUUAUAUAGACAGGUGUGUGCCUUUCCAAAUCAUGUCCAAUCAGUUGAAUUUACCACAGGUGGACUCCAGUCAAGGUGUAGAAACAUCUCAAGAAUGAUCAAUGGAAACAGGAUGCACCUGAGCUCAAUUUCAAGUCUCAUAGCAAAGGGUCUGAAUACUUAUGUAAAUAAGGUAUUUCAGUUGUUUAUUUUUAAUACAUUUGCAAAAAAUUUCUAAAAACCUGUUUUCGAUUUGUCCAUUAUGGGGUAUUGUGUGUAGAUUGAUGAGGAAUUUAUUUAAUAAAUUUUAGAAUAAGGCUGUAUCGUAACAAAAUGUGGAAAAAGUCAAGGGGUCUGAAUACUUUCCGAAUGCACUGUAUGCACAUGCCACGGAAACAUUCCUAUUUUUAAUAGUGUGCUUUGCCUCUCACUUGCCUUCAAAAUAAAGAUAAUAUAAAAUGUAUUAAUGUUGGUGCUUCUGUCUUGCUGUUGACUCACUUGGCAAACUUGUCUGAACUGCCACAUAGUGCCACCAUAGAAGCAGCAAGCACAUUAAAACAGGCUGAACUGCCACAUAGUGCCACCAUAGAAGCAGUAACCACAUUAAAACAGGCUGAACUGCCACAUAGUGCCACCAUAGAAGCAGCAAGCACAUUAAAACAGGCUGAACUGCCACAUAGUGCCACCAUAGAAGCAGCAACCACAUUAAAACAGGCUGAACUGCCACAUAGUGCCACCAUAGAAGCAGCAAGCACAUUAAAACAGGCUGAACUGCCACAUAGUGCCACCAUAGAAGCAGCAAGCACAUUAAAACAGGCUGAACUGCCACAUAGUGCCACCAUAGAAGCAGCAACCACAUUAAAACAGGCUGAACUGCCACAUAGUGCCACCAUAGAAGCAGCAAGCACAUUAAAACAGGCUGAACUGCCACAUAGUGCCACCAUAGAAGCAGCAACCACAUUAAAACAGGCUGAACUGCCACAUAGUGCCACCAUAGAAGCAUCAAGCACAUUAAAACAGGCUGAACUGCCACAUAGUGCCACCAUAGAAGCAGCAAGCACAUUAAAACAGGCUGAACUGCCACAUAGUGCCACCAUAGAAGCAGCAACCACAUUAAAACAGGCUGAACUGCCACAUAGUGCCACCAUAGAAGCAGCAAGCACAUUAAAACAGGCUGAACUGCCACAUAGUGCCACCAUAGAAGCAGCAAGCACAUUAAAACAGGCUGAACUGCCACAUAGUGCCACCAUAGAAGCAGCAACCACAUUAAAACAGCCUGUUGCUGCUACGGCACCAUAAGCUCAUACACACACAGUGCCAAAAAAUGGAUAAAUAUAUAUAUUACACAUACAUACUGGUGUCUGUCCCCUGCUGUCACAGAAGCAGUGAUCACGUCCCAAUACACCUCUCUAUGCAGUAGCUGAGCCCGGGGACAAGGUUAAAGGUACAGAUCCUACAUCAACUAGACAUGUAGAGAGAUCCUACAUAGAGAGAUCCUACAUCACCUAGACAUAUAGAGAGAUCCUACAUCAACUAGACAUAGAGAGAUCCUACAUCACCUAGACAUAGAGAGAUCCUACAUCACCUAGACAUGUAGAGAGAUCCUACAUCAACUAGACAUAGAGAGAUCCUACAUCAACUAGACAUAGAGAGAUCCUACAUCACCUAGACAUAGAGAGAUCCUACAUCAACUAGACAUGUAGAGAGAUCCUACAUCAACUAGACAUAGAGAGAUCCUACAUCACCUAGACAUAGAGAGAUCCUACAUCACCUAGACAUAGAGAGAUCCUACAUCAACUAGACAUAGAGAGAACCUACAUCAACUAGACAUGUAGAGAGAUCCUACAUCACCUAGACAUAGAGAGAUCCUACAUCAACUAGACAUAGAGAGAUCCUACAUCAACUAGACAUAGAGAGAUCCUACAUCACCUAGACAUAGAGAGAUCCUACAUCAACUAGAAAUGUAGACAGAUCCUACAUCACCUAGACGUGUAGAGAGAUCCUACAUCACCUAGACAUGUAGAGAGAUCCUACAUCACCUAGACGUGUAGAGAGAUCCUACAUCACCUAGACAUGUAGAGAGAUCCUACAUCACCUAGACAUGUAGAGAUCCUACAUCACCUAGACAUGUAGAGAGAUCCUACAUCACCUAGACAUGUAGAGAGAUCCUACAUCACCUAGACAUGUAGAGAGAUCCUACAUCACCUAGACAUGUAGAGAGAUCCUACAUCACCUAGACAUGUAGAGAGAUCCUACAUCACCUAGACAUGUAGAGAGAUCCUACAUCACCUAGACAUGUAGAGAGAUCCUACAUCACCUAGACAUAGGAGGUUACACCCUUUAAAAAAUAUUGCAGUUUUCAAAACUGCAGUAAACGGGCAGUAACUGCAGUCGACUGUGAUAUUUUGGCUGCAGUAUUUGCAGAAUAACGGCAGUGUACUGCAAUUCAACUGCAGUUACACUGCUAAAUUACUGCAGUAAAAAAAAAAAGCGGUGUUAUUCUGGACUCAGUAUUUACAGCGUACUGCAGUUGUACUGCACUCUGUACUGCACUCUGUACUGCACUCUGUACUGCAAUCUUUUUUAGUAAGGGCAGAUGUAGAGAUCCUACAUCAAAUCAAAUCAAAUCAAAUUGUAUUGGUCACAUGCGCCGAAUACAACAGGUGCAGACAUUACAGUGAAAUGCUUACUUACAGCCCUUAACCAACAGUGCAUUUAUUUUAAACAAAAAAAGUAAGAAUAAAACAACAACAAAAAAAAAAAAGUGUUGAGAAAAAAAGAGCAGAAGUAAAAUAAAGUGACAGUAGGGAGGCUAGGUUAAAUCCAGACAUGGGUGCAAAGCCACUCCCUCCUUCAGCCUUCGUCUCUCCAGCCUGCUCCUGCAAGCUUCUCCUGCAAGCUUCUCCUGCAAGCUUCUCCUGCAAGCUUCUCCUUCAAGCUUCUCCUGCAAGCUUCUCCUGCUCUAGUUCUCUCUGAUCGAAGCAGUGUAAAGUGUAGGUGUUGGACGAUGACUGUUACAUCUGGUGUGUUUGCUGCCCCCUACCUUGGUCCUACUGUCCUGGACACAUUUCUGUUCCCCUGUUACAUGGUCAAUAAAGUUUGCUUUGUAUUGUCCUGUCAGGCUGUGUGAGGUGGCAGCUUGCUACUGGUCUGACCAUUUGUCUGUCUGCGUUGUUUUUUUGAGAGGAGAAGAGAGUACCCCCCCCCCCCCCCCCCCCCCCCCCCCCCAGCCCCCUCCCGCCCUCUCCUCCUUCUCAUUAGACUAGAGGUGCAGAAAACACUGAUUCAUUCUCACUGUGUCCCAAAUAGCAACAUACGCCCCAUAUAGGGCACUUCUUUUGACCAGGGCUCAUGGGAUGCCAUUCGGGAUGCACCCUCUGUUCCUAAAUAUUCCUCUACCUCUCUGUCCUAGUUCUACUGCUCUCAAACCUGCAGUAACACUAGCUCUUUUAUAUGUAUCCCAGAGAGCUGCACCAAAGCAAAGAGCUGCACCGAAGAGCUGCACCGAAGAGCUUCACCGUUUACACAGACGGAGGUCCUCGCUUCAGCUUUUGCUUCCUUUACAAAACCCAUGAAUAGAGAGAGAAUAAAAAGAAAAAGCCUGCGCCACGCAGUCAGCUGAUAAAGACCACUAAUCCUAGCUGUGUCAGCAUGCUAUCCAUCUAGCAGGCAUACAGUGGGUCUGUUAAACAGUGGAUGCGUCCCAAACAGCAACCAUAUUCCCCACGGGUCCAAAGUAGUGCACUAUAUUCAAGAAUGUGCUGAUAAUGGCAGCUAUUUUGGGAAGUUAAGUUCUAUGUCAUUCUAUGGAACUGAAGUGAACCGAAUGGAUAGCCUCGUGGUUUACAGACAGCAGCCCAGGCUGGGGUUUAGGCCUUUCCUUUAGAGGAGUGUUUCUUAAAGGUGUAGUAAGUCAUUGGGAUGUGACUAUUAUAGCACGUGAUACACAUUUUUCGCUCAGUGUACGAGUCAAGGAUCUUCGUACUUGUGGGUGACGUGCCGACUGUUUUAAUUUGGGGAGCGUGAAACGUCUCGCGAACAGCCCAAAACGGGGCCGUUGCUAUGGAGACUCACAGGAAGGUGGGGACAGACAGAGAUGAUAUGUUUGCAUCAAAUACCUUACUCCUUGAAAGUUGUGUAUUCAUUAUACACUAUAUAUACACACAAGUAUGUGGACACACCUUCAAAAUUAGUGGAUUCAGCUAUUGCAGCCACACCUCUGCUGACAGGUGUAUAAAAUUGAGCACACCGCCAUGCAAUCUCCAUAGACAAACAUUGGCAGUAGAAUGGCCUUACUAAAGAGCUCAGUGACUUUCAACGUGGCACCAUCAUAGGAUGCCACCUUUCCAAAAAGUCAGUGCGUCAAACUUCUGCUCUGCUAGAGCUGCCCUGGUCAACUGUAAGGGCUGUUAUUGUGAAGUGGAAACAUCUAGGAGCAACAACGGCUCAGCCGCGAAGUGGUAGACCACACAAGCUCACAGAACGGGACCGCCGAGUGCUGUAGCGCGUAAAAAUCGUCUGUCCUCGGUUGCAACACUCACUACCGAGUUCCAAACUGCCUCUGGAAGCAACGUCAGCACAAGAACUGUUCGUCGGGAGCUUCAUGAAAUGGGUUUCCGUGGCCGAGCAGCCGCACACAAGCCUAAGAUCACCAUGCGCAAUGCCAAGCGUUGGCUGGAGUGGUGUAAAGCUCACCUCCAUUGGACUCUGGAGCAGUGGAAAGGCGUUCUCUGGAGUGAUGAAUCACGCUUCACCAUCUGGCAGUUGGACGGACGAAUCUGGGUUUGGUGGAUGCCAGGAGAACGCUACCUGCCCGAAUGCAUAGUGCCAACUAAAAAGUUUGGUGGAGGCAGAAUAAUGGUCUGGGGCUGUUUUUCAUGGUUCGGGCUAGGCCACUUAGUUCCAGUGAAGGAAAAUCUUAACGCUACAGCAUACAAUGACAUUCUAGAUGAUUCUGUGCUUCCAACUUUUUGGCAACAGUUUGGGGAAGGCCCUUCCCUGUUUCAGCAUGACAAUGCCCCCAUGCACUAAGCGAGGUCAUCACAGAAAUGGUUUGUCGAGAUCGGUUUGGAAGAACUUGACUGGCCUGCACAGAGCCCUGACCUCAACCCCAUCGAACACCUUUGGGAUGAAUAGGAACGCCGACUGCGAGCCAGGCCUAAUCGCCCAACAUCAGUGCCCGACCUCACUAAUGCUCUUGUGGCUGAAUGGAAGCAAGUCCCCCGUAGCAAUGUUCCAUCAUCUAUUAGAAAGCCUUCCCAGAAGAGUGGAGGCUGUUAUAGCAGCAAAGGGGGGACCAACUCCAUAUUAAUGCCCAUGAUUUUGGAAUGAGAUGUUCGAUGAACAGGUGUCCACAUACUGCUGGUCAUGUAGUGUAUAUAGCAUGAGCAGGUGUCCACAUACUGCUGGUCAUGUAGUGUAUAUAGCAUACCUGAAGAAUGAUGAUAACUGGCAAUAAUCAACAGCUGCAGUGUUGCUUGAUUCUGUCCCAUAUCAUUCUAACCACCCCUAUCAUGGCUACCCCCAUACCAUUACUACCCCUAGUCAUCUACCCCAGUACCAUUCUACCCCCGUAGUCAUUGGCUGACCCCAGUACCAUUCUACCCCGUACAUUCUACCCCAUACCAUCUGACCCCCUAGUCAGUCAACCCCAUACCAUCGAACCCCCAUCAUUCUACCCCAUACCAGGUCUACCCCGGAUCAUCUACCCCAACCAUUCACCCCAUACCAUCACCCCAACCUUCUACCACCCACAUGCUACUACCCCAACCAUUCUCAUCCCCGAUGCAUUCUACCCCAUACCAUUCUACCCCCUAUCAUUCUACCCCAUACCAUUCUACCCCAUACCAUUCUACCCCAUACCAUUCUACCCCGUAUCAUUCUACCCCAUACCAUUCUACCCCCUACAGUCUGACCCCAACCAUUCUGACCCCCUAGCAGUUCUACCCCAUACCAUGCGACCCCCUACAUUCUACCCCAACCAUUCUACACCCCAUACCAUUCUACCCGGUAUCAUUCUAACCCCAUACCAUUCUACCCCAUACCAUGUGCUACCCAUACCAUUCUCACCUAGCAUCUCCCCCAUACCAUUUCUACCCCAGACCAUUCUACCCCCUAUCAUUCUACCAGACCCAACCCCAUACCAUUCUCCCCCGAUCAGUCUACCCCAUACACUACCAUACUACCCCAUACCAUUCUACCCCAUAUCAUUCUACCCCAUACCAUUCUACCCCAUACCAUUCUACCCCAUACCAUUCUACCCCCUACCAUUCUACCCCAUACCAUUCUACCCCCUAUCAUUCUACCCCAUACCAUUCUACCCCAUACCAUUCUACCAUUCUACCCCUACCAUUCUAACCAUUCUACCCCAUACCAUUCUACCCCCUAUCAUUCUACCCCAUACCAUACUACCCCAUACCAUUCUACCCCCUAUCAUUCUAUCAUAUCUACGUGUGUAAAAGCUUAUAAAGACACAUGGAAUUAUUUGAUUCGAUUUGAUGGUUGACAUGACUGAAAGGUAGGCGGAUAUAUUCUUAUCUAAAAUGGUAGGUUCUGUGUACGUUUCCCGAGCACAUAAAAGUUGUGUGUUGUGUCGCGCAUUGGGAUAAAUGGAUGGACUUGCACCUGGUAAAAACCAUAUAGCCAAUUGUGCAAUAUAUUCCACAAUUCUAACCAAAUACACCAGCGACACCAUUUGGGAGAUAAAGGUUGUGAGUGUUUCUGAUCGACAACCGUCUUUCGACGUAUGUGUGGCUACAAUGCCAUCUUUAGAGCAUUCUUCGCUUGGUUUCUUCAGAAAUGUUUCUUUAGAAAUGCAGAUAAUGGUCCAUUAUCAAAUCAAUGACAAAGCUGUUGUGAAGAUGGAUGCUGUGCGUUGGACACAAAUCAACUGUACUAGUUGUUCCGGCUCUGGUCUUGUCCCAUCUUUGAUGACUGUCCGGUAAGACCCAUGGGGCGGCGCACAAUUGGCCCAGCGUCGUCCAGGGUAGGGGAGGGAAUGGCCGGCAGGGAUGUAGCUCAGUUGGUAGAGCAUGGCGUUUGCAACGCCAGGGUUGUGGGUUCGAUUCCCACGAGGGGGGCCAGUAUGAAACAAAUAAAAUAAAUAAUAAUAAUGUAUACACUCACUAACUGUAAGUCGCUCUGGAUAAGAGCGUCUGCUAAAUGACUAAAAUGUAAAUGUAGUAUGGUCAGGUGCAGCAAAGAAAGGCCUCGCAAAAGCUGCAGCUGCCUCAAAACAGAGCGUCACGCCUUGCCCUGAACUGCGCAUACAGAACUAACAGCAACAACAUGCAGGCCAGUCGUUGACGAGAGAUGAACUCCUUCUCUUACAGUUUUCAUGAGAAAUAUUACUGUGGUGAAAAUUCCAGAUUGCCUGGAUAAUCCAAUAAGAUUCAGGUCAGACACCCAGACACACCCCACAAGACUCACACAAACACUCUUAACGCACACUGUUUUUUUUGUUGUAUUGUUUGCAUUUAACAUUUCUGUGGCUGUCUUUGUCUGUCAGCGUCUCAGUGUUUUUGUCACUUGUCAUGUCUUGUGGAACCUAGGAAAAGUAGCUGCCGCUAAUGGGGAUCAAAAUAAAUAACGGAGUAAAUUAAUUCUGAUUUCUGCGCGUAAAAAUUAGCAUGGGACAGGACGGGAGUGAUUUUUAUCGGGACAGGACGGGAAAAAUUGUCUUGGUUAUAGAACUGUUGUGGAAUCAGGACAGUACUGAGAAAACAUUUCAGGACAGGACAGAAAUUCAUUUUCUCCCCUGUUGUGUGAACCUCUAUUCCUCAGUGCCGAAUGGCUGGUGAUCAGAACAGUGUUCUGAGUUAUAGUCAUGUGAAACACAAACGCAAAAUAACCACCACUGAAGAAGGAUAAUUGGAAAUGACAUGUACACAGAAAUAUUUGGUCCGAACAGAUUAGAAGAUAUUGAAUUUCAGACUAUAGGGCAAUGUAUCCAAACUUUCCCAUGGAUUAUAGGUUUAAUUUAUUAUCACCUGAUAAGACAAUAGGUCUAUUUACAGAAAACAGUAUGACUUAUUCCACCUUUUAAUCCUGGUCCUGGGGACCCAAAGGAGUACAUAUUGUUGUUUUUGCGAUGGUAUGAUCUGUCUGCAGCCAGAUCAGUUCUGUCUGCACCCAGAUCAGUUCUGUCUGCACCCAGAUCAGUUCUGUCUGCAGCCAGAUCAGUUCUGUCUGCACCCAGAUCAGUUCUGUCUGCACCCAGAUCAGUUCUGUCUGCACCCAGAUCAGUUCUGUCUGCACCCAGAUCAUGCCAGUUCCUCCUGUGAUAUUGGGUACCUAGUUAACCACAGCUGUCUCUACAAAGUGUCUCAGAGGAAGAGCGCUGAUCUGUCCAUUGUGACCUAAAAGGCCAAACUGAUCCUGGAUCAGCGCCCCUACUCUGAGACACGGUGAAUACGGGGGGGCGCAGAGCUGCGGUCUCUUUAAGAGUUAAUGAAUGUGGUUUAUUCAUCAGCUUGAUAGUGAGAUGCUGCUAUGAUUAAUUGAUUGAAGCCCUCUAUGAUGAAACCGCCUUUGUUUGUCCUGGCCGAGUAUCAUUAUCUGCUGUGUGUUUACUGGUAUAGGAGUUCUGCUAGUAUGAGCUGUAGGUGGCUCUGAGCGGGGCUCGGUAGACUUCACUGUACUACUAAUGUCUGUUCAAAUGAAACAGUUGUACUUGUCAUACCAUACCAAUGUUCCUCUUGCUCGUCCUUGACCAACCCCGGCACUGUGGAAUGCAGCUCAGUGUUUGUUGGAGUGUUUGCCUCUGCUAUAUGUCCGAUGGAUCAGGUUUGAAUAGGCUUUGUUUGUGUCAUAGGAUGAUGGCUUUGUUUGUGUCAUAGGAUGAUGGCUUUGUUUGUGUCAUAGGAUGAUGGCUUUGUUUGUGUCAUAGGAUGAUGGCUUUGUUUGUGUCAUAGGAUGAUGGCUUUGUUUGUGUCAUAGGAUGAUGGCUUUGUUUGUGUCAUAGGAUGAUGGCUUUGUUUGUGUCAUAGGAUGAUGGCUUUGUUUGUGUCAUAGGAUGAUGGUACUGCCUUUAGGACCCAGCAGCCCCUGGGCCUACCAGUCAGCCCUCCCUGCCUGCCUCCUGCAGAGCACAAGCCAGAGCAGACUCUAGCGCAGUGCUGCCUCUGCUCUGCUCUUCUCUCCUCUCAUCUCCUCUCCUCUCCUCUGAUGCACUCACAGCACAGACAGCAGACCAACCCUGCCUGCAGUUUCUUUCUCUGCUCUGUUUUCCUUCACUCCUUCCCUCCAUUCAUCCUCCUCUCCUCCUGACCUGGCGUCUGAUCUGAAUUCUGCAGUCGGAGGCUGAGGCUGUUUCCUGUCAGAGCAGAGAGUGCCGUCUGUGAGCCCGGACAGCCAGCCAGGAUAUCUCUCUCUCUCCGACCAGACAGGGAAGAAACCAGCAGGACCAACACAAUAAAGUUGUUCCUGGGAAGCACAGGACUGGAGGGAGUAUUAAUACUAGUCCUAGGGCUAUAGAAGAGGGGGGUGAUCGUGAGGAUUAUCGAGAGACACGCUCCAGAAGCAUCACUGAACCCCCCACCACCCCACCCUGGUCGUACCCCACCGACGACGUCACCUCCUCCUCCUCCUCAUUGUUAUUAGAGCAGACAGGCCAGCGUGGAGCCUGGCGAAGACCGGGGAAUCAGCAUGUCGUCUCAGACUACUAGGAGGAACCUAUACACCCGG
Coregonus sp. 'balchen' is the source of this 26504-nucleotide messenger RNA. The record is from the annotation of a GenBank genome assembly. NCBI's taxonomy places the organism in Eukaryota, Metazoa, Chordata, Actinopteri, Salmoniformes, Salmonidae.